AUGGUCAAGGACGAGGUGUCCCCCUCGGAGGCGGCAAUCCUUGCGCUAUUGGCAGGGAAAAGCAGUGGAUUGAGCAAUCAGGAGUUGAUGGAUCAAACUACCGAUAUGGAUGCGAAAACGCGUGGCGAAGCCGUGAAUUCUUUGCUGUCAGCGGGCAAAAUUGAGAUGUUACAGGGGAAAACAACGGGCGCUUUUACCCUACGCUUACGCAAAGGUACCCAACUUCAGGGUGCUUCGAAUGAGGAACAACUGAUCUAUUCAUUGAUUGAAGAAUCCGGGAAGAAAGGAAUAUGGAUACGGGAUAUUCGUGAUCGGACGGGCUUAUCACAAACAAGGAUGCGAAAAGUUUUGAAUACACUGGAACAGCGAAAACUGGUAAAAUCAAUCAAGGUAUCUUUUAAGUUACGCAAUAAAAACUGGUUUUUUUCAUUUUUAGCCUACACAUUUGAAAUGCCGUUAUAUUCAUAAUC
Molecule: messenger RNA, 470 nt
Organism: Gongylonema pulchrum
Lineage: Eukaryota; Metazoa; Nematoda; Chromadorea; Rhabditida; Gongylonematidae
Source: the annotation of a GenBank genome assembly